Aedes aegypti (yellow fever mosquito) is the source of this 2020-nucleotide messenger RNA. RefSeq names its product esterase B1. The transcript is spliced from 4 exons. NCBI's taxonomy places the organism in Eukaryota, Metazoa, Arthropoda, Insecta, Diptera, Culicidae. Bases 281 to 1984 code for a protein of 567 amino acids. The record is from RefSeq and is a predicted model, not a curated record.
UCUCAUAUCACCAACCUACUCCGAGCGUGAUUUGCUGAUUCAGAGAAUGAAGCGCGUCACAUGGAAAGGUCAAGAUUGGGCAUUUCGUUGUUUUUGAUUUGCCUCACAUUUCACACAGUUCUCGGAUCGGAAGUAGAGCGAUUAGAAAACGACAACGAAGUUGACGCGUUUCCAGCAUAGUGCGACGAGUUUCGCAUCGUAAUUGACCGCGAUAGUGCUCCGUUUCUAUCGGAAGAGGACAGCCCAGCUGUACGUGUAAACAAAAAGUAGUGCUAGCGAGAUGUUAUCACGAUGUGGUGCUGUAUUCGUAGCGGUGAUAGUUUUGUGUGGCCUCAAUGCAGCCUCAGUGCCGGUGAAUAGUUGCAUCGUGGAAUUCGGGGAACAAAGUCGGGGUCGGGGAAUCUCCAAACGGACGUUCAACGGGAAUCCGUAUUGCGAGUUCUUGGGUAUUCGCUAUGCGGAGCCCCCUGCGGGAGCAUUGAGGUUCGAGAACCCAGUGUUGCUUCCACCGCAUGGCGAUCGGAACUUUACCAAGUUGGGCAGCAUUUGCCCACAGGUGGACGAUUUGAACGUCGUGACACAGAUUUUGGGUGAUGAGGAUUGUUUGUUUCUGGACGUUUAUCGACCAGCUGUAGUCGAUACUUCGCGAUUGUUACCGGUGCUGGUUUUCGUUCAUGGAGGAAGUUUCUCCGUCGGUUCGAGUACCAGUGACUUCCACGGGGUCGAUCUGCUAAUUGAUCAUGAAAUCAUCAUUGUAAGCAUUCAGUAUCGGUUGGAUCAACUUGGAUUUCUGCGAUCAGAUGAGUUUAACAUAAGCGGAAAUUUCGGACUCAAAGAUCAGCGAACUGCCUUGCGAUGGGUGCAACAAUAUAUACAAAAUUUCGGGGGAGAUCCCCAAAGAGUCACUUUAAUGGGUCACAGUGCUGGAGCAGCCGCAGUAACUUAUCAUCUUUAUUCUGAGAACUCCAAAGGUUUGUUCCACCAGGCUUUUGCUUUGGGUGGAUCAAUGCUUGCGCCUUGGGCGUUUCUGUACGACGCUGGUCUUUACUCACAUCAGUAUUUCAAAGAACUCAACAUCACAUCCAUAGAGCAAAUGAAGUCUGUAGAUUUCAAAUCAUUCUGGAGCCGAGACAUCGUUUACAAAUUUGCAACCGUCAACUACGGAUUUUGCGUUCCUAGUGCAGAACUUGACGCUGCGGAUGCCGUUGUGACGCGAUCUCCCCAGGAGUUGAUUCGCUCGAAGCCGGUUAACGACGUACCUCUGCUGUUUGGUCAAUCGUCGGAAGAAUUUGAGCUGUUCCUCAGCUAUGUCGAUGACUAUUGGAUGGGAGAAAACUUCCCCAAUUUUCAGAACGAAACCUUGAAAAGCUACAUCGAUGCGAUCGUAGACAGAGCGGCGGAAUUAGCGGAACGGAGUGGCGUGGAAUUGGAUAAAAACGUGUUCUACUUAGAGCUGGCCAAUACAGCCAACUGGUUCUUCCCUAACAAGCAUCUACUGGAAGAGUACUCUAAGUGGGUACCGGAUGAGACGUACUUCUUCCGGUUCCAAUUCGAUGGGAAAUUCGGGUGGUAUAAAAAGGACUUCCACGGGCAUAUUGAUGAAGUAAAACACUACGGUGCAAUCCACGGCGAUGAGCUGGGGUACAUCUUUACUCCUUACAACGUGAGGGAAGCUUUGGCAAAUAGAAGCGCUUUCAGAGAUGAAUGGCGGAUUCACGAGCAGACGGUCCAGCUGGUUGCAAGCUUUAUUAAAUACGGAUCGCCAAACUAUCCCGGAUCAAAACUGGUAUGGCCACCGUACAACGGAAACGUAUCCAGUCCAAGGUACCUGAAUAUCGAUAAGACGUUUGAAAUACGAUCGGAUCAGUGGAGUUUGUAUCACUCUUUCUGGGGUGCUAUAUAUCAGUGUUUGUAUCACUAUAACUGUAAUGAUAUCAAAGAUUUGCUGAGGAUGGUGGUGAAAGAUAAGAGAUUAGUUAAUUAGAGACUAUAAAUAAAUUAUCUUCAUAAUGUUACAAAA